Pectinophora gossypiella (pink bollworm) is the source of this 1486-nucleotide messenger RNA. RefSeq names its product lachesin. The transcript is spliced from 10 exons. Gene Ontology annotation, molecular function: axon guidance receptor activity; protein binding. Bases 1 to 1359 code for a protein of 452 amino acids. The record is from RefSeq and is a predicted model, not a curated record. Gene Ontology annotation, biological process: synapse organization; homophilic cell-cell adhesion. Lineage: Eukaryota; Metazoa; Arthropoda; Insecta; Lepidoptera; Gelechiidae. Gene Ontology annotation, cellular component: plasma membrane; axon; neuronal cell body.
AUGAGUGGCAAGCUCGGCGUGCUCGUGCUCGCGCUGCUGGCGGCGGCGCGUGCGCAGAACCAGAGGAACGACGAGCCGCGCUUCCUGUCGCGAGGACACUCCUUCAGGACGGUGGUUGGAGACACCUUACUGCUGCCAUGCCAGGUGCAGAACUUAGGUUCUCUGGUGCUGCUCUGGAGACGAGGGCCGGCGGUGCUGACGGCAGCCAGCCUCAUGGUGACCAGGGACGAGAGGUUCCGCCUGGUUGACGGUUACAACCUGCAGAUCACUGACGUUGGCCCACAGGACGCAGGUGAUUACGUCUGCCAGAUCUCGGACCGCGUCGCCCGCGAUCAGGUGCACACGGUGGAGGUGCUGGUGCCUCCGUCAGUGCGGGCCUCGCCGGAGUCCGGGCACUGCGCGGCGAGGAGGGGCGGAGUCGCCGUGCUGGAGUGCCGCGCCGCCGGGAACCCCGUGCCCACCACCACGUGGAGGAAGCUGACCAACCCUGUUCCCUUCCAGAACGACUCGUCGGUAAGGCUGGGGGAAGGCCCCCAGCUGCAGCUGUCUCGGCUGGAGCGCCACCACAGCGGCAAAUACGCGUGCACUGUCGACAACGGAGUGGGUCCCCCUGUUGUCACGGAGUUCACUGUUCAAGUGCUAUUCCCACCGGAGAUAACGGUGGAGAGGUCGUGGGUGCAUACUGGAGAGGGGUUCAGAGCAGAGCUACUGUGUACGGUGCUCGCCGAUCCACCGGCGGAGGUGUCAUGGUAUCAGAAUUCGUUUCCUCUGAGUGCGUCAGAGCGCAUCACCAUGUCUGCGCGUGGCAACAACCAUACACUGCUCAUAGCCAAUGUUCAGCCGGAGGACUUUGGCAACUACAGUUGUGUAGCAGACAACAGCCUUGGUCGCGCGCGGCAGCACGUCGAGGUGUCGGGGCGGCCGGGUCCCGCUCGGUUCACCUCCCCGCCGCUCGCGCGCAGACCGCACUCAUACACACUGUCGUUUGCUGUGGACAGCUACCCACCGCUGGACGAGCUGCGACUGCUUUACAGGCAGUUGGCGAUAAACGAAUCGUUCCAACAGCCGGGCCGCUGGCACGACGUGGUGAUCCCUGCGCCCGCGCCGGCGGGGUCAUUGACUCACAAGGUUGCGCACGAGUUGCGCGGCCUGGAGGCCGGCGCGGUCUACGAAGCUAUAGUGCAGGCUAAGAAUAGAUACGGGUGGAAUGAGGUGAGUGACAUAUUCCAGUUCCACACACUGGGAGGGAUGCACACAGUUCACGCCGACGAACUCACACCAAUGUUCGCGUCCAGCGCCAGGCACAAACUGAGCACGACCGUUGCCGCGCUCGCCUUAUACACUCUAGCGCGACCCUGAUUGGCCGACCGCCAACCAAUCAAAUAAGAGAAAGGAAAAGCGCGCGCAAACAUUCCAUUUUCGAAUUUUGUAUUUGUAAUCGACGUUUAGGGUUUUGAUAAUUAUUAUUUUUUUAAAUUUUAUUUCU